Molecule: messenger RNA, 2753 nt
Organism: Larimichthys crocea (large yellow croaker)
Lineage: Eukaryota; Metazoa; Chordata; Actinopteri; Sciaenidae
Gene: adra2db
Product: adrenergic, alpha-2D-, receptor b
Exons: 1
Coding region: 410-1681 (423 amino acids)
Biological process (GO): G protein-coupled receptor signaling pathway; platelet activation; regulation of smooth muscle contraction
Cellular component (GO): plasma membrane
Molecular function (GO): epinephrine binding; alpha2-adrenergic receptor activity
Source: RefSeq, a predicted model, not a curated record
CAUUUAGAGACUGUGCAUCUCCCGUGCGUCUCCAAAGCGACACUGUUCUCCAAAACACAAAAGCAGCAUUACGCACGGCGAUGUGACAGCAGAGGAAUGACUUUACUCGUGGAGCCUCGGACUGUAAACUCUGUUCAUCUCACAGAUGUUUGCAGAACUCUGUGUGCCGGUCGGGACUAUUUGGAAGACCUGUGAUGAAGAGUUUGCUAUUUCAGGAGAUACAUUUGUGUACGUGCUGUGUCUUAUGUGGGUUACACUGUGACACUGUGUGUCCUGACCAGGAGCGUUACGCGCAACGUAGCUCCAUGUGUUAGUGGAAAGCAGCUUAGCGCACCCAAUCUUCGCUGUUUUGGAAAGGAAAUGGGUGGAAAACAACAAACAUGAUACGAAAGGACAAAGUGGAACCAGGAUGGAUUUAACUCAGUUAAAUCUGUCGGUGGAAAACGUUUCCAACAAUGAAAACACCACGGACGCACCGGGUACCUUGCCACACACGGAGGCAGCUACUGCGCUCAUCAUUCUGGUGGUUUCUGUGAUCAUUUCGGUGACCAUUGUCGGUAACGUGUUGGUGAUUGUAGCGGUGCUGACCAGCCGGGCUCUCCGUGCGCCCCAGAACCUUUUCCUGGUGUCUCUGGCAUCAGCGGACAUUCUGGUGGCCACGCUGGUCAUCCCUUUCUCCCUCGCCAAUGAGGUGAUGGGUUACUGGUACUUUGGAAGUACUUGGUGCGCCUUCUAUCUUGCUCUGGACGUUUUGUUCUGCACUUCAUCCAUCGUGCAUCUGUGCGCCAUCAGCCUGGAUCGCUACUGGUCAGUGACCAAGGCGGUCAGCUACAACCUGAAGCGCACACCAAAGCGCAUCAAGUCCAUGAUCGCUGUAGUCUGGAUGAUAUCUGCUGUCAUCUCUUUCCCUCCUCUUCUCAUGACCAAACACGAUGAACGGACGUGUCUACUGACCGAUGAGACCUGGUACAUCCUCUCCUCCUGCAUGGUGUCCUUCUUCGCUCCGGGUCUCAUAAUGAUUCUGGUUUACUGUAAGAUAUAUAAGGUGGCCAAGCAGCGUUCCUCCACUGUGUUCGUGGCCAAGAACGGCCUGGAGAGGCAACCAUCUCAGUCCGAGACCUGUUUCGUCAGGAAGGACCGCUUCGAGAUGGAAAGCCCCAGUAGCCAGAGCUCCGGCAGCCACCAACAGAGGCAAGGGGAGUUGGAUGACAUAGACCUGGAGGAGAGCUGUUGUGCGUCGGAUACUAAACCCCGUAAUCAUCGCUUCACAAAGCGAAGGAAAGUGGAGGGGUCGGACUGCUGCCCUCCUCAGAACUGCCGUCUCUCCUGGGCUUCAGCCCGGGCCUUACAGCUCUACCCGGAGCAGAAGAACGCAGCUGCGCGACAACAGCUGGCUGCGGCCAACAAAACCAAAGUGGCCCAGAUGCGGGAGAAACGUUUUACCUUCGUACUGGCGGUAGUGAUGGGAGUGUUUGUCCUGUGCUGGUUCCCUUUCUUCUUUACAUACACCCUGCAUGCAAUCUGCAGAGACAGCUGCUACAUCCCUGGUGCACUAUUCAACCUUUUCUUUUGGAUUGGCUACUGCAACAGUUCUGUGAACCCCAUAAUAUACACCAUAUUCAACAGGGAUUUCAGGAAAUCCUUUAAGAAAAUCAUCUGCAGAACUUCUAAACGCACAUAAACACAGAAAGGGACAAACCUGUUUAUGCCACUCUCACUCAACAGUGGAAGGAUUUAUAUUGUUAGAACUCAUUCUUCUUGGCUGGCUGUUUCCCUCCCCAGAAUCAUUUCAAUGUGCUACUAUCAUAAUGAAAAAAAAAGAAAAGGAUCCAGUGUUGUGUUAAAGUCUAUGAAUAAAAUGUAAAGUUUAGCAAAGCAAAAAGAGAAAUAUUUGUAGUGUUUCAGUGUUGCAAACUUGAUGCAAGCAUCAAACAUGGUCUGCUAUUUAAUCUUUAGCUACAUUCAUGUCACCUGGGAUAUGCAAAGUUGUAAUAUAUAGGUCAUUGUAUAAUAAGUCCUAGCAAACCUGCACCUUUGAACACAAAAUCCCUGUAUUAUAUCAAUCUUUUAGGCUGCAGCAAGGAGGAGAAAAGCUACUUUAGUGUAAAUUUGAAGUCAUGAAUGUAGCUGGAUUCCCAGGGCUGGCGGCUGGCUCACAGUGGGUGUUUUGUGUAGCGAUAAAUAGAAGAUUAAUCUCCACCAUCUGUAAAAUAUGAGCAUGGGGAUAAGCAGACAACCAGGUUUUACCUGAUUGUGUGUCAUGUAAAAAAAAAAAAUCCUAUCAAUGAAAUGAUUUAAACAGAAUUUAUCAUCAAGUGUAGAAGAUUGCAUGGUUGAAAUGUUCGAUUUUAUUACAGGUAAUUCAGAUACAUUUAUCUUUGUUAGAGCUCCAUUGAGACUUUCAGCCAUUUCUUAUCAGUGACGCCACAGACUUGCAUAACAGUCUCAAGAGUCUAAUCUCACAGCCCCACCACAACAUCGCACCACCUUACACCAGAACAAUGGCCAAGCUGAGGCCUACGUGUGUUAAGUGUAUUGGAUAAAUCUGUGUAUUUCAUUUCAAUGAUUCAGUGUUUUGUCAGUAAAUAUUUAAACCUUGUGAAAUCACAAUUCUGCCAUACAACCUGAUUUCAGUGUCAUGGGACAGAGAUCAGAUCAGGGUGACAUUGUCCAGCAGUAUGACUUUCAUUGUGUUGUAAAACGUUUUUAUUCUCCUACAAAUAAAUUGUUACUGGGAAGGUGAGAAAAAGGAA